Messenger RNA from Rana temporaria (common frog), 3167 nucleotides. It is a transcript of the gene VWA2, whose product is annotated as von Willebrand factor A domain containing 2. Gene Ontology annotation, cellular component: basement membrane. The record is from RefSeq and is a predicted model, not a curated record. Gene Ontology annotation, biological process: calcium-independent cell-matrix adhesion. Gene Ontology annotation, molecular function: calcium ion binding. The transcript is spliced from 14 exons. Bases 134 to 2491 code for a protein of 785 amino acids. Lineage: Eukaryota; Metazoa; Chordata; Amphibia; Anura; Ranidae.
AGCUUGCUGCGGCAGUGACUAGAGACCAUCCUCCAGGUGCUGCUCUCCGUCCGCCUUGUCCUCAGCCUGGAGAACACCAAACACCUUGUGAGAACUUGAGGGACCUCCACAGUGUACCCGGUCUAUUAAUGGAAUGAAGUUGUUACAAAGUCAUAUCAUUCUUCUUUUCACCUGUGCGCUACCAUGUCUUGGUGUGCAAGAUCUCCAUAUCAGUCCCGAAAUUACAGCGAAAAUCUCCACAGCUGUGCAAAGAAUGUUCUGUUCGGCCCCUCUGGACAUCCUUUUUCUGCUCGAUGGCUCGAAUAGUAUAGGCAAAGGAAGCUUUGAGCGCUCCAAGCACUUUGCAGUGAGGUUGUGUGACGCUCUGGAUAUCAGCGCAGAUCGGGUGAGAGUGGGGGUCAUUCAGUACAGCACCACGCCACAGCUAGAAUUCCGCCUUGAUUCGUUCUUUACUAAGGAAGACCUUCAGGGGAAGAUAAAGGCCAUUGUCCUCAAAGGAGGCAGCACAGAAACUAGCCUGGCUCUGAAGUACAUUCUUCGUAAGGGCUUUCCUGGAGGACGUGACUCUUCUGUGCCAAAAAUUCUCAUUAUCCUAUCAGAUGGCAAGUCUCAGGGAAAUCUUGGUGGUCCAGCAGCACAGAUUAAAGAGAGCGGAAUUGAGGUGUUUGCUAUUGGAGUCAGGUUUCCAAGAUGGUCAGAGCUUCACUCCUUAGCCAGCAAUGCAGUGGAAGAACAUGUAUUCUUUGCUGAACACGUGGAUGAUGCUGUGAAUGGUUUGUGCAGCUCUCUAAGUCAUUCAACGGUAUGCAGCGCAGUUCCCGCAGGGUGCAGUGUACAGUCUUAUUCAUGUGAGCGGCGGACUCUGGAGACGGUGAAAGAACUUGCUGGGAACUACGUGUGCUGGAGAGGCUCGGCUGCGCCCAGCCAUGUGUUUGCUGGACACUGUCCCUUCUACAGCUGGAAGCGAUACUUCACAAAGCAUCAAGCGGAGUGCCACCGUACCACGUGUCCAGAUCCGUGUGACUCUCAGCCAUGCAAGAAUGGAGGGACCUGCAUCCCGGAGGGGGCAAACAAGUAUCGCUGCAUUUGUCCUGUUGGUUUUGGAGGCGAUGCCGAGUGUGCUCCGAAGUUGAGUCUGGAGUGUAAUAUCGAUCUCCUGUUUCUGCUGGACAGCUCUUCCUCUUCAUCACUGGAGACCUUCAUGCGUCACAAGUCCUUCCUCAAGCGCUUCAUACAAGCCGCGCUUUCGGACGAAUCUCCCGUCAAUGUGGGCCUUGCCCAGUACAGCAGUGACGUGCAAAUGGUGGUGAAGAUCAAUGAGUAUGAGAGCAUUGCAGAGCUGCUGAAGAUGGUGGACUCCAUGCAGUUUUUGGGUGGUGGGCUGUACACAGGAAAAGCCCUACGUUACAUCACACAACAUGGAUUUAAGAGUACGCCGGCCUAUUCCGAUGUCCGCGACGACCUGCCUCGCGUCGUGGUGCUGCUCACUGGAUCCACAUCACAGGACGCCGUGGCAGAACCGGCCUCGUACGCCAGGGACCACGAGGUCUUCCUUAUUGGUGUCUCUGGUGAGACGAGUAAAGAAGAGAUGGCUGAAAUUGUGGCAAAUCCACACAAUCUGAUAACAUACGAUAGUCCUCAGAAACUCUUCAACCAGCUACCUCAACUGCAGAAGAGGAUCUGCAGCAUCGACUCCCAAGGUUGCCAGGCACAGCCCCUGGACUUGGUCUUCAUGUUGGAUGCCUCCUCUGGUAUUGGACAAGAGAAUUUCAAUCGUCUGCUGAACUUUGUAACAAUGGUCUCCCUCCAGUUUGACAUAAAUCGGGAUAUCACCCAAGUGGGAUUUGUCACAUAUAGUAACCAGCCUGAGACUAUCUUUAGUCUGGAUGCUCAUGAAACUGUAUUGGGUCUCAUUAGUGCCAUCAACCGGGCCCCUUAUCUGGGAGGCUCCCCGUCUACUGGAAAUGCUCUUCUACACAUCCACAAUGAUGUCAUGUCCAUCCAGAAGGGCGCUCGGCCUGGAGUAAAGAAGGCCGUGAUCGUGCUGAGCGAUGGGCGCGGAGCGGAAGAUGCAGCGGUUCCUGCACAGAAGUUGCGGGAAGAUGGGAUUUCUGUCUUUGUCAUUGGUAUAGGGAGGAUUCAAAGGAAUGCACUGCUGAGAAUAGCGGGAUCAGAGAGAUUCCUCACUCACAUACCGAGCUACAAUGUGCUCAGCCAGUAUGAGGAUGACAUCGUGCAGCGUGUGUGUGAAGAGGCAAAAUCCAAAGUGAGUCCAUGUAAACCCAAUCCGUGUAUGAACGGAGGAGUCUGCAUCCUGCGACACAACAGCUACUACUGCGAAUGCCACGGAUGGGAAGGACCGCACUGUGAGAACCAAAUUGUUAGAGGGGACAGUGCCUGGCCGCUACCGCUAAUCAAGAGUCGCCGUCAAAGGCACUCCUCCGCAUCACAUCGCAGAUUCAAACCUCUGUCCAGCAGGAAGACACAUUAACUGAACUGGAUGAAGAGGCCAGAGACCAUCCGAGGUGCUGGGUAGGGACACUCAACAGCCAGAACUAGGUUUUCACUUUUAGAACAACCCAUAAGACAUUUUGCGUGCUCUGCAUGGGCAGAAUCGGGGCUGGUGUAAUGCUGUUGAUGGACUAUAGAGGGCAGCAAAACUGGCCUUCACUUUUUACCUCUGUUAAAUUUCCUACACUAAAAAGAUCCAGUAUUCACUGAAUGUCUGAAAUAGUCAAGAUUACCGGUACGUUUUCUUGAAGUCAAAAAGAGAGCUUACGUCUAACAUGCAAUUCUGUGCAAAAAGUGAAUCCGGUUUUGUAUUUGUUUUUCCUCAUUUUCCUUGCAUCUGAUUGAGUAUUCAAAGUAAACACAGCUUUACUUUUAUAUACUAAGCUGAGUAAAUAUUCACUGUACUAGUGAUCAACCUCUACUCCUUUAGUAUAUUGGUCCCACUAUCUCCCAGUUUCUAAGGAGGAAUAACCAUGUUAAAUAUUAGUCCAUAGACAGAAUGCGUGAGCUCAAGCAGCUCAAUACUUCAGUCGAUCACUGACUCAGGCUGAAGAACCAAAGUAUGUAAUGCAUAAUUAUGAAGUAAGCCUGCACUAUUGCUGUAUAGUCAUGUAAAAGACUGCAUUUUUACCCUUUUGCACAAUCUGAGCUAGAAG